AUGAGUCUGAGACAUAUCGAAUGGCUCCGCUUCCCUCUUCAUGCUCUGCUAGUUCAGAUAAUUUCAAACUCUGGAGCUCACAUUUCUCAAUUUCUCCCAAAUGCUAUUCAGUCAAUAGUCGGAGCUCAGAUAAUAAGGAGCCUCAGGAAUGUCAACAUUCAAUCAGACGACAUUUACGCGUGCUUUACCAAGUCCACGAACAAGGCGAUAGAGGGAAAACCUUGGAAAACCUUCUACCUUUCUCCCAAAAAGGAUCAGACAAUCUUUACCGAUUUCGAUAGCUCCCAUCGAAAUUGGGAUAAAUACUUCUUUGCUGUUGGAGGAGCGUGGUAUCCUGAAUACCUGCCUCAAGAAACUUUUCCUUUGGCCAGGGUGUUUAUAAAAGAUUAUGACUCGGCUUUGCUGGAUCGAGUCGAUCCUGGCGCCGUGCGAGUUAGAUCGCAGAAGGGUGACAUGACCCUUAGCAAGAUUACAACAGCAUGUGCGAAGCAGCUGGGAACUUUUAUGAAGAAAUCUCCUCCUACUUCUUCAACUCUGUCUCUGUCGAAGACCGAGUGUGAAAGGGCGUGUUCUGAGACCUACGCCGCAUGUGCCAAACGUCAAGGGGUCCCAAAAGACGCCUUAGGAAAAAGAAAGGAGCGUGAGGAAUCCUCUGGUGAAGAUUCGGAUGAUGGGAAGUGCAUUUCAUCCAAGCUUCGGAUCCCAAAGGGUUCUGUCUCCACUGCUCAAGGAUCUCCCCUUGCAAUCCCCAAACUUUCCCCAGGAAAGUUACCAACAGGCCAGGCUCUAACGUUGUGCAAGAAGCCACGAGGAUCUGCCCCCGCUGGAUCUUUACCUGGGGCGUCUUCUACCCGCAUGUAA
Humulus lupulus (European hop) is the source of this 861-nucleotide messenger RNA. RefSeq lists its product as uncharacterized. The transcript has 3 exons. Bases 1 to 861 code for a protein of 286 amino acids. The record is from RefSeq and is a predicted model, not a curated record. Lineage: Eukaryota; Viridiplantae; Streptophyta; Magnoliopsida; Rosales; Cannabaceae.